AUGGCCGAAGAGCUCGACGUGCUCAUCCUCGGCGCCGGCCUCUCAGGUAUCAACGCGGCGUACCGCGUGCGUACGGAGCUGCCGAAUGCGUCUCUCGCGGUGCUCGAAGGCCGCGACAUUCUCGGCGGCACGUGGUCCUUCUGGAAGUACCCCGGGUUCCGCUGCGACGCGGCCAUGACCAACUUUGGCUUCCACUGGCACCCGUGGACGCAUGAGCGCAAGAUCAUCGAGGGCGAGCGCAUCAUCGAGUACGUCGAGGACGCCGUGCGCACCCACGGCAUCGACAAGCACAUUCGCUUCGGCCACCGCAUCCUCUCCGCCGACUGGGACUCGGCGACGGCGCGGUGGACCGUCGAGGUCGACCACGGCGGCCAGCGAAAGCGCUUCCGUGCCGCCUUCAUGCUGCUCUGCACCGGCUACUACUCGUACGACCGCGCCCUCGAGGCCGCCAUCCCGGGCCUCGACGCCUUUGCGGGCACCGUCGCCCACCCGCAGUGGUGGCCCGAGGACCUCGACUACGCCGGCAAACACGUCGUCAUUGUCGGCUCCGGCGCCACCACCUGGACCCUGUUCCCGACCAUGGCCGAGACGGCGGCGUCCGUCACGGUCCUGCAGCGCAGCCCGUCGAUGACCUCCUCGAGGGCCUCUUCGUCGGCAUCCCUGGUGAACGUCCUCUUGUGCGGCGAUCAUGUGUCCUGCGCAGCACGCGAGCCAGCAGGUGUCUGGGACAAGAUCGACGUGCGCUAUGAUCAGUCUAACACGCCUGGCGGCUGGGAAUCUUGA
Molecule: messenger RNA, 783 nt
Organism: Verticillium dahliae VdLs.17
Lineage: Eukaryota; Fungi; Ascomycota; Sordariomycetes; Glomerellales; Plectosphaerellaceae
Product: phenylacetone monooxygenase
Exons: 2
Coding region: 1-783 (260 amino acids)
Molecular function (GO): N,N-dimethylaniline monooxygenase activity; flavin adenine dinucleotide binding; NADP binding
Source: RefSeq, a predicted model, not a curated record